AUGGUAUUUGACCCUAGCACGAAUGGAAACGCCUCUCGGCAUGGUGAUGUACAAGAUGAUCAGCCCGGGGGGAAGUACGGAUACCGGCUAGGACAUAGGCUUGGAGAGUACCAAAUUCCCGACGUUGUCCUCAACUCUCCAAAUCGGAAAAUCAAAGUCAUCACAGUUGGAGCCGGAAUUAGUGGCAUACUCAUGUCAUACCUGAUACAGAAGCACGGCGAAAACAUCCAACAUGUAGUUUACGAGAAGAACGGUGAUAUCGGAGGAACUUGGCUUGAGAACAGAUACCCGGGUUGUGCUUGCGAUGUACCUUCCCAUGCAUACGCAUUUGCUUUCGCCUUGUAUCCCGACUGGCCGAAGUACUUGAGUCCGUCCGAGGACAUCUUCCGCUACCUCGACCGCGUUGUUGAGUGUUUUGGGCUUCGAAAGCAGAUGGUCUUCGACUCGACAGUGAUAAGCUGCAACUGGAACGAAGACGAGUCUCAGUGGCACGUCCGAAUUAAGAAUUCAGAAACCGGGGAGACUCGCGAAGAUGUAGCCGACAUUGUGAUCGGCGCGAACGGAAUUCUAAACUCAUGGAAGUUUCCCGAGGAGGUCGAGGGUCUGCAUUCCUUCAAAGGUCGAUUGAUACAUACUGCACGUUGGCCGACCGACUUUGGCGAGGAGCAAUGGAAAGGUCGGCGGGUGGCAGUCAUUGGGUCUGGAGCGACGAGUAUGCAGGUUGUCCCUACCAUGCAACCACACGUCGAAAAAAUGGACAUCUUUGUCAGGACCCCAGUUUGGUUUGCAGAGUUUGCGGAUCACAGUGGCGACAACUUCGACUACACUACAUACGAGCGCGAGUCUAUGAAGAGAGACACCGAAGCUCUUGUUCACAAAGCCAAGUUCAUCGAAGACAAAUUGAACACCGCGGCCGGACUACGGGCGUUCAUGGUCCACAGCGCCGAGGCACGCAUGAUUCGCGAGCACUUCACAGACCGUAUGCGCAGGUUCAUCCACAGAGACGACAUCUUUGAGCAAUUACUGCCCAGUUUCGCUGUUGGCUGCCGAAGACUUACGCCUGGUAACCCGUACAUGCGCGCAGUGCAAAAGGAGAACGUUCAGUUGCAUAGAGGUGCAGUAACAAAGGUUACACCAUCCACGAUUAUUGCAUCCAACGGUGAUGAGGUCGAGGUUGACACCAUCGUCUGCGCUACCGGCUUCGACGUCAGUUUCCGACCGCCGUUCUCAGUCGUCGGACGUAACGGAAUUAGCCUACAGGAGAAAUGGAAGAGAGUCCCUGAAGGGUAUCUCAGCGUGGGCGUGCCCGAUAUACCCAACUACUUCACGGUCGUGGGGCCGUCAUUCCCCAUUGCCAACGGAAGUGUUAUGGGCCCCCUCCAAGCUGUGGGGCGGUACAUCCUGAAGGCCAUACAGAAGAUGCAGCGAGAGAACAUUGCAUCUAUGGUUCCAAAGCAGUCCGUCACAGACCAGUUUAAUGAGCAUGCGCAGGCCUGGAUGGUCGGAACCGCAUGGGCGGAUUCUGGGUGUCGAUCGUGGUACAAGGACAACAACACAGGGCGCGUCAACGCGAUAUGGCCUGGUAGCAGUCUGCACUUUUGCGAACUGAUCACAGAGCCGAGGUACGAGGACUUUGAGAUCAAGUACUCGAACAAGCACAAUAUGUGGGAAUUCUUGGGCCUAGGCUUCACCAGGAACAUGAUGGCGGAGAAUGGCGAUCUAAGCCCUUACAUGGCGUUAGAUGCUAUUGACGGGGCAUUUGUCGGAUAUGAGCCGGACAAGGAUGCCGAGGACGCAAGAGUCAGGAGGAUGGCAGACAUGGUUCACGACGGACCAAAGAAGAAGGGAAACGAGGAGGGCGCAACGGCAGGAAGGAUGCCAUUUUCGAACGGAUCAAUUUGA
Colletotrichum gloeosporioides is the source of this 1902-nucleotide messenger RNA. RefSeq names its product putative sterigmatocystin biosynthesis monooxygenase stcW. NCBI's taxonomy places the organism in Eukaryota, Fungi, Ascomycota, Sordariomycetes, Glomerellales, Glomerellaceae. Gene Ontology annotation, molecular function: flavin adenine dinucleotide binding; N,N-dimethylaniline monooxygenase activity; NADP binding. The record is from RefSeq and is a predicted model, not a curated record. Bases 1 to 1902 code for a protein of 633 amino acids. The transcript has 3 exons.